AGCCCGGAAAAGAUAUAUAUUAAAGUGAUAGAGCUUGAACCAAAAAUCACAUCACUAGGCGAUAAUCUCGAUGUGUCGUUACAGAUGCAGAGGGAACACGAUGAGACUCUUAGGAAUAUACAGAAUUUACCCGGACCUAUGGAUGAAUUUGUACAAAAAGCGGAUAAAUUGCUCGCCAGUAAACGAAUAAGUUCAGAACUAGUCAACGCCAUGGCAGAAACAUUAAACAUAAUCUGGUGUGAUAUAUUGCAUCUAAUGGAAGAUCGUCAACACAUAUUACAUUUGUGUUCGCAAUUUCAAGAGAAAAUGACAUUGUGUCAGCGACGCAUGGACCAGCUUGAAGUCGCGUGUAUUGAUACAAUGGUGCCGAUUGAAGUGCCAGCAGUACAAGAGUUCCUCAACAAAAUCAAGCAGCUGCGAAUUGAUAUGCUAACAGCAGUAAUGGCAGCAUUAAAAGAUGGCAACGAGUUGCUGGCACAACUCCAAGAACUAACACAACUAGAAACGCUCGACACGAGACCAGAACACAUAAAACGUGAUGCCACGCGUGCUGUCCAUCAAGUACAGCAAUGGCUGGAGGCGCUACACGAUCGACGCAAUGCACUCGAAAUAGCGUGGCAGACACGCAAAACACAACUGGAACAAUGCUUAGCGUUAGCGUUGUUGGCGAAGGAACUGGACGAAUUGGAAAUUGCUUUGCGACAACAACGCAAUGAAGUUUCUAGUAUGUUUAGUUUAGGUGAAUGUGAACAUACCGCAAACAAUGCGUUGCACAAUUAUCGAGAAUGGAAGCAGCAAGCUUUAUUGUUGCGAGAUCGAGCACUUAAAAUAACACGCGCUAAAGAAAAGCUACAAGCAUCUGGCACGUUCACUGGUGAUGAGGCUUGUGCAAGAGCUUAUAAUGUGUUAAGUGUUUGUACGGAGCAUUUAGAUUUGGUAGAUCAACGCGAACACUGGUUGCAGCAGUCUCGUGAAUUCUUCGCUAAAGCAGAGAAGACACUGAUCGUUUUAGAAAAACUGGAAGUAGAAUUAUCGAACAUUAAAUUACCACCAACCUCACCGGAAAGUUAUGCAAUGUAUGCAAAAGUGUCACGAGAUGUACGUAACUUCACCGAGGAACCAUUACGCCUUGGUUACGGUAUUUUAGAUGAAGUUGGACGUACCCAACCUGAAACAUUAGGUGUUAAACGUGUGUUAGAUGAAAUUGAAAAUCGCAAAGUGUAUAUUGAAAGUAUUUGUGCGGCUAGCAAUGAAGAUCAACAACGUGUACAAAAAGCUUUAUCGGAAUUCUUACAGCAAUAUAAUGAUCUACUGACAUGGCUACUGUCUUCAGGUCAAACAUACCUACAACAGCACGUUGAAAUGGGCCGCAGUUUAGAAGAAAGUAAACAGUUUUUAUUACAACAUCAUGAAUUAAUGCAAGAUUUAGAGAUCAAAGGGGAACUUAUUAAUUUGCUGCUUGAAUCAAUUAAAACACAUUUGGAAUCACUUAGUCCACAACAGCGUUAUGAUGUGGAUUCCAAGGCUGAAACUUUACACAAACAUUGGAUUGAGCUGAAAGAAUGGGUGCUAAAACGUGUAGAUUGUGUAUCUCUAUUGAUAGACUUUUUUGAACGUGCGAAUCGUUUAACUAGUCAGUUGGACAAUUUGGAUCGACAGUUGACGCAAACACCUGAUCAACAAAAACUGCAAUUUUUGCAGGAUGCUUGGUCGAAUAUACGCAGCGAUUAUAGUGAUCUGAAAACUGCUGGAAAGCGAUUCAUAACGACAAAAAUAGUGGAUCCGUAUCUCGAGACGAAAUCCUCAACAGAAGCAGUCGAAGAAAUCCUCAACGGAUUUAGUAAGCGCCAAGUCGAUGUAACAACAAGUCUUGAAAAUUGGACAACACAUAUUGCGGAAAAGCGUGAAGUUGAACUAAUUUUAGAGAAAAUUAUGAGUGAUAAUGAAGAAACCGGCACAAAAACUACCAAGCUUGAUACACAAAUUUAUCCGAUAUUUUCUUCACCAUCCAUUGAUGCAAAAUAUUUGCAAGCUGCCACACGUGAUAAACUCAAUAAUGUGUUGAAGGAUAUGGAAAAGGCCCAAGAUGAGAUACAACAACGCAUACACACUACAUUGGCUAUACAAACAACCGAUCAAGAAUCUCAACAAAAAAUUGAAAUAGUCAUAAGCAAUCUGCGUACGCUUAAAUCGAAACUGGAUGGUAUAAAAUAUGAUUAUAAAAAUCUACUGGAUAACAUAUUACAAUUUCUGGAGAAUAUAUUGCAACUUCGUCAUGAUAUUGAUAAUUAUUUUGCAAAUCAACGCAGCGAUAGUGGCAUCGAGCGCGUCAUAGCUGAACAUGAAAAAUUCCGAGAUUCGUGUAUGGAUAAAUUUAGAUCAUUGAUCACACAGUCUGAGUUGUUAAUCGAUCGUGUACGUGCGCUGGAACCGCCUGGUGCACGCGAAAUCGAUACUGAUCGCAUAUUGAAAUUAUUGGAGAAUUUGCGUUUUCACUUCGAAACCAGCAAUAGCGAAAGAAUGUCAAACUUGGAACGUAUGGAAAAAUUGGAGCAAUUUAAGAGUGAUUUAUAUGACAUCAAUCGCAGUCUGGACAGUGUGAGUAAACAGUUGCUAGAUAUCAAUGGACAAAGUGUCGACAGUUUGGCAGCAGCCAAGACAACUUCGUUAGCAUUUGAAUACUUCGAACGCACAAUUGAGUUGCUUGAAAAACGUAUAGAUAAAUUUACCGAAACGACUAGCCAACAACUGUAUGUCUCAAAUCCAGAAAGUGAAGAAUUUGUAACGAAUGAAUUAAGAAAGCUGAAUGAGAAAUGGCAAAUGUUUAAAGAACAAGUUAAAAGUAAACGUAACUCACUCAAUCAAGCAACAGAAUUCUUUGAAAUGGUAGAAAAGAUCGAAGCAGAAUACCGUGAAAUCAGUUACUUCUAUAAUAGUGUCGCAAACAAAAUCACAUACUUACGAGAUCCAAUAGAAGCAGCCAAUCUAGUGAAUGACAUAGAAAAAUAUGUUGCCAAUCGUGAGGUGCCCUUACGAGAAAAAUUAGAUAAUGCCUCGAAAUGUGCGUACGACAUGAAUAAAGUUUCAACAUUAUACAAUGAUGUGAUGGCUAUAUUCCAAGCGUUCAUUAAGUUAAAAUCAGAUAUUAAUAUCGUGCAAGAACGUCUUAAAAAUGAAGAACGUAUGCGUGAACAACGUGAGAAAGAAGCGCGAGACCAGGUUGAACGAGAAAGAUUACAACGUGAAGCUGAAGCAAGAGAAAGAGCAGCACGAGAAGAAGAGGCACGUCUGCAAGCACUCAGAGAACAAGCAGCACGUGAAAUAACUGCGCGAGAGCUAGCAAUACGUCAAGAAGAAGCACGCUUACAAGCUGUACGUGAACAAACUGCACGUGAACAGGCUGCUAGGGAACAAGCGGCACGCGAGGAAGAGGCACGUUUAAAAGCGCUAAGAGAAGCUGAAGAAUCGCGUCUACUUGCACUGCGAGAACGAGCAAAACAAGAAGAAGAAGCUCGUCUAUUAGCCGCAAGACAGAAAGCUGCACGUGAAGAAGAAGCCAGACUAAAAGCUUUGCGUGAAGAAGAAGCACGUUUACAGGCAGUAAGAGAACAAGCUGCAUAUGAAGAAGAAACACGCAUAAGAAUAUUACGUGAAGAGGAAAUACGUUUGAAGACAGUAAGAGAGCAAACAUUACGAGAAGAAGAAGCACGUCUUUUAGCCGCAAGAGAAAAAGCUGCGCGUGAAGAAGAAGCACGAUUAAGAGCAUUACGUGAAGAAGAAGCUCGAUUGAGAGCAUUAAGAGAAGAAGAAGCACGUCUGCAGGCAGCUAGAGAGCAAGCAGCACGUGAAGAAGAAGCACGUCUUAAAGCAUUACGUGAUGAGGAAACACGUUUACAAGCUGUAAGAGAAUUGGCAGCACGUGAAGAAGAAACACGAUUAAAAAUUUUGCGUGAAGAAGAAAUACGUUUGAAAACAGUGAGAGAACAAAAUAUGCGUGAAGAAGAAGCACGUUUACGAGCAAUGCGUGAAGCAGAAGAAUCCAAAUUACAAGCAUUGCGAGAGCAAAGUAAACGUGAAGAAGAAUCACGUUUGCAGGCAUUAAGAGAAUUAGCAAAAAGAGAAGAAGAAUCACGAUUACAAGCGUUACGCGAUGAAACAACUCGUUUGCAAACAGCACGUGAUAUUGUUGACCAUCAGCGUAUAAUAACCGAAAAUAUAAGAAAAGAUAUACAAAUUAAUGAAAUGUUUAGUGAGAUUAAAUACGCUUCACCGCAGUUCGAACGUGCGCUUAAGGAUGCUAUAACACGUGAAGGGGAUAAGAUCAUUUUUGAGUGCGAAGUCAAAGGUAGUCCGGAACCCAUGGUAGAAUGGUUAAAAGAUGGUAUAUCAAUACAAAACAAUACCGAUUAUAAAACUAGUUAUAACAAAGGUGUAUGUCGUUUAAUCAUUGAAGAAACUUUUGCAGCUGAUUCAGCUAAUUACACUUGUCGUGCUUCCAAUAUUGUUGGUACCUCUACCACUACGGCCAAUUUAUCGGUACGUGAAAAUGCUGCAGAAGUACAAAUGAUACCACCACGAUUUGUGCGUCAACUGGAAAGUGGCAAAGCAAUUGAAGGCAGUACUUAUCAAUUCUCAUGCGCAGUAAGUGGAAAUCCAUUACCGAUUGUCCAAUGGUAUAAGAAUGAUAAGUGUAUUGAUGAUUCACCGGACUAUAUAAUCAAUUACAACAAUGGUGAAGCUACCUUGCGAUUUGAAGAGGUGUUUUUGGAAGACGAUGCGGUAUACACAUGCAGUGCCUCAAACCCUGCUGGAAUUGAACACUGUUCUGCUAGCUUGCUGGUUGAACCUUUGGAACCUACAGAAUUACCUCAUUUCAAAAUACCGCUUACAAAUGCUAUGGCACGAAUAGGUCAAAAAAUCAAACUAGAAGCUUUAGUCGGUGGUAUACCACAACCUGACAUAUUCUGGUUGCACAAUGGAAAACCAUAUUAUCCACGCGAAAUUAAAUAUGAGUACGGACGUGUUACGCUAAUAAUCCCCCAAGCUUAUCCUAACGACGCCGGAGUUUAUGUAUUGACGGCUAAAAAUCUAGCUGGUGAAGCAUUUAGUUCGUGUAAUAUAAUCGUAAAAGGACGUUUGCCGAACGAAACAUCCGAUUCAGAAAUAGCUUCCGAUAUGGAGCCAAUUAAGCCUUCAGUACAACUACCAUUGAAAGAUGUUUCAAUAUUCGAGGGCAAGCCAGUUCGUUUAGAUUGUGUAAUUGUUGGUCAACCAGAACCUGAAGUUAUUUGGUAUCAUAAUGAUCGUCCAGUCAAAGAAUCUGCUGAUAUACAAUUACUUUUCCAAGGCGAUCGGUGCUCACUAAUUAUACAAGAAGUAUAUCAGGAAGAUGAGGGAAAUUAUAAAGUAGUCGCUAUUAAUUCGGCUGGUGAGACGUCUAGUAGCUGUGAGCUCAAGGUGACCCCAUUAAAUAUUGCCGAGCCAGCUACGCGCGCUCAAGCUGAAAGACAAUCGUUACCAAAAGAAAUACUGCCGAAAUUCGAAAAAUUUUUAACCGAUGUACUUGUAGAUGAGAACGAAACAGUUGAAUUGGAAGUUGUUGCUAGCGGUGAUCAGCCAUUAAAUGCGAAAUGGUAUCUAACCAAUAAGGAGUUAAUAGAAAAUGAGCGUAUUUCGACAGUUUCAAAGCCCGUAGAAGGUGUUUUCAAAUUAAUUAUAAAAAAUGUGAAUGCGGAUGAUAAAGGAGUGUACACGAUUAAAGUUACAAAUAAUGCAGGUGAUGCAAAAUGUUUUUCACAUCUUAAUGUAAAAUCAGUAAAUGUACCUGAAAAUCAACGUAAUCAGCAAAUUGAAAUUGUUGAAAAACUUACUUGUCCUGAAUUCAAAGAACUAUUCUCGGACAGAAAUGCAUAUAUUGAUGAAGUUGUUAAAUUUGAGUGCAUUGUAAAAGGAAAACCCACACCUAAAAUACAUUGGUAUUUCAAUGAUCAACCUGUGCAUGGUCAUAACUUUCUGGUAUCUACAAGUGGUGAACGACAGGUGCUAACAAUACAAAAAGCGAAUACAGAGUCAGUUGGUAAAAUUAGUUGUGUGGCUGAGAAUGAAGUAGGUAAAGCAUCCUGCAUAGCAUUUCUUAAUUUAAUGGGUACUGGAUUACAAACAGUGCCAGCGACAAGCAAUCUACAGACAAUGACACAAGAACAUAACACAGAAUCAUCACGUGUGACUAUUAAGAAACAAACGUUUACCACCACAUCAACAUCACAAGUUAAUUCAUAUGAAGGUAAUAUGCCUCAGACCGAAGUCCACCAUUCUUCUGCGCACAUAGAUCAAUCACUAAAACAACUUGGUAAUCAACGUCCAGAAAUAAUGGAGAGUCAUCACUAUCAAGAAUUGCAUAAAACUAAAGAUAUGUCAAGCCCCAGUGUGCAACAAAAAUCUUUUGUACUAGUACAAUCUGCAUCAAAUGGUACAACCCCAAGUUUGCCAGCCGUACCCGCCUCACCAACACGUAUACGCAAAGAGAUUGCACCACGGUUUACGACACCUUUGACAGGUAAAAUUGUAGAUCAAGGCACUGAUGUAAGCCUCGAAGCUAUUUACGAUGGUUUUCCAUCGCCCGAAAUCAAAGUUGAAAAAAAUGGCGAGCAAUUAUUUGAAAAUGAACGCAUGAAAAUUGCUAAUAAGUGUAAUCGUGUAACAAUUGAUCUAAAGCAAGUAGGCGUAGUUGACGCAGGACGUUACGCAGUCACAGCAACAAAUACAAUAGGUCAAUCGACAAGCACUGCAGAUUUAGUAGUUAAAAAAACAAUAUUCCCACCAGUUUUUGGGCGUCGUCUUCAAGCACAAGUAGUUAAAAGAGGAGAAAAAAUUAUAAUGGAAGUAGAAGUUACUGGCUUGCCAGAUCCUACUGUGGUUUGGAUGAAAGACGAUAAGCUAAUUAAUGAAGCUGGACUGUCACAACAUAGAUUGCUAUCACAAGGAAACUCCUACAAACUCAUUAUAGAAAAAGGAGAAACGAGUGAUUCUGGAAAAUACAUGGUCAAAGCAACAAAUGCUGGUGGUGAAGCUAAAAGUAUAGCUGAUUGCGCAGUUCUGGAACCAUCUCCAGAACGCUUGCAGGAAGUUGUAAAAACAAUUGUAUACGAAACUCCAACAGAACUAAAAACUGAAAACUUCACCAAAGAACCACAAUCUUUUCAAACAAAUCAGUCAGAAGUUUCCACUGCAUCCGAUUUGCAUGGCUUAUCUGAGUCGAAAAUUAUAACUGAGCAUCGUUGCACCACUGAAGCAACAAUGCGUCUAGAACACAAAUCAUCGUUCUUAGAUUUGCCUGAAUUGAGUCAACGCCCAAAAACACCUACCACUACCAACAACAAUAUAAAUAUCAAUAUCAGUGUACCUGCUCACAUGGAUACUACCGAUUCACAACACUUAAAGACGGUGUCAACCAAAAUCGGCUCAACACAAACCCCACCAAAAGUACCACCAAAGCCUCAUUCACAAAUUGCAGCUAUUAUUACACAACCCCAGCCUAUACUAAGCAAUGUGCAUAGUGACACAACAAUGAUGACAACAUCGUCUUCUCAGUCUGAAAUAAAUACAAACGAAAAAACGUCAUCAUCAUUUGAAUACUUCAAAAAGAUUGAUGCACAACAAAGUGUGCCACACGUUUUGGAUAUUAACAAAAAAAUUGACGAAUUACCGAAAUUAACUAUUCCUAUUGCCAUAAAACCCAAUGAAACACUUAUCAGUUCACAAGCUACACUAGCUGAUGAUCUCAAGAAUUUGAAUCUCAUACCGGGUUCACCACCAGAAAUAUGUUACAUCCCGAAAUCGAGUACAAUUAUUAAACCACCAAUGAUAAACGAAAAAAUAAAAAUAAUAGAAGAAUCUCAACAAAAUCAAAAAGAAGCACCGCAAGGUGGGGUACCUUUAUUACCACCUCCUCAAGCUUCGCAUACUUAUAAACAUGAAUCAACUAUGUCUAAAGAAGUCAAAGUGGAAUAUGGGCAACCCAUUAUUCGGCCAGCUGCAAAUUUAUCUUCGCCAGCCCAAAAUGCAAAUCGUUCACCUUCGCCUAAACCUUCAGCAGAAGGGCUAGCUAUGUCAAAACUGUGGACACCUAAUCUAACUAGUGGUUAUGAAAGUUGCACUGGUGAUGUGGAGCAGAAUAAAACUAUAGCUGAAACAAAAGAAAAAAUCAUUAAUGUACAAAAAUUGCCUACGCCUACAAAAGAGUUAAGUGCGCCAUUUCUAGUAAAACAAGCAACAAAAGCUAUAUCGAUUCCCAUACCAAUAAAGAAAGAAACAGUGCUUUUAGACGACAUACAACUUAAACCCGGUACACCACCCGAAAUAUGUAUUGCACCCAAACCCGAAGUUCGCCGACAAUCAUUAGUUGAAGCAAUGGAAAAAACAUUGGAACAAAACUUACAACAAGGUCCUUCCAAAGUUUUACCAAUGUCAGUACCAACAUUAACUCCUGCCACAUUGCAAACAAGAAUAAUACCAAUAAGACAACAAGAACCAAAACCGAUCUACAAACCUCCACCUCCUGUUAUACCGGCUCAAAUCACACGUACAGAAACAUAUGAAAGUGAUUAUGAGAGUGAUCGCUGGAAAUACAGUGGUAGUGAAUCAGAUGAGAAUACAUUUAGACCAAUUGGAGGUACGCAGAGACCAAAAUCAAUGGAUGGCUCAAUGGGAGUGCCAGUUCCACAACACACUUUCAAAAAAAGUGGAUAUGCCGCUGAUACCGAAGAUGUUACUACUUACAAAAAAAUGGAAUCAAUGCAAGAAAGUCGUUCAUAUUACGAAUCAAGCAAUAACAGAACGCAACCCCAACGAACGAUUUAUCAAACACCGCACUUAGAAAAACAACCUCCAGCACCAAUUUACUGCAUCAAUCAGAAUGGACACGACAGACAAGAGUUUUCGAAUGAAUAUACACGUGAAGAGAAGGACUACAAAUAUAGCACCAAUAUGUCCAGUAAUGUGUCGUACAAUACAUCUUAUGCCACACCAGCUAAAACUACAACUACACCAAGCCCUAUCGUAAGCGCUUAUAGAAAAACUCCUGCUGAAUUCAGUGAUUAUAACAGCGAAGUUGAAGAACGUUUCCGUUCCGUCUCACGUACUUCUGAAACAGACAUUAAAGGAUAUCGCGUUGUCUUCCCUCCAACACCUACACCAAAAGCAACUAUUACCAAUGGCCACAAGUCGCCAGUUGUGGUAGUAACUCCAUCGCCGAUGGAAUUCGAGCCAAAUCCACCAACUGUGGGUAGCUUUAACCGCCCUAAAUUCGAACCUAUCAAGAAAGAAAUAAUUCAUGAAAUUAAAAAAGAAUCUACGCAACAAAAACAUUACCAACAACAACAGCAACAACAUGUUUUUAAACCCAAACCGGUAGCAGCAAAAUUUAUAGCAGCAACUCAACAACAACAGCGUGAUUUUCAGACACAGCAACAGGCAAAACCCACACUUUACUAUAAUGCAAUAGCUGGCACACCAUUACAUACAGCCAAAAUGGCCACAGAAACCAAGAACGUUAUGCACAUGAAGGAGUCUUCAGAAUCAUGUCAACGUGUAGUAAAUAUGCAGCAAACCAAGCGGGUUAUACACUUUGAUAGUCAAAAAGAAGAAAGCUCUUCACUUGAACCUUUUCCUUAUACUGCCAGUCCAAGUCGCAUAACGCCUUCCCGACACUCUAGUGUACCGCCACCACCUACACCAACUAAAUUCAUACCAGGAGAAUUCCGUGAGAGUGAUUAUGAGAGUGAGGUGGAAAACGCGAAGAUACGUCCACUAUGGACACCGUAUGGAGAUGCUGGUGGCUUACGAUAUCGACACGUUGAACCACCACAACCAGGGCGAGCUUGUAGUGUACCACGCGCAUAUGAACGUGUUCUUUCUCCCAUGCAAUUUGAUCGUGGCCCUGAAAUGCCUUCUAAAAUACAGGUAGAUGCUAAUUCACUACGUAGGGACCGCAAUAUUAGUUCACAAAAUAAAACACAAUCGCUAAAUCGUCAUACUACUAUGCGUACUAGCAACUACAAUCAACAGUACCAAUCAAAUUUACAAGAGCAGCCACGAUAUGUGCCCAGCUUUCCACGUGACGAUAUGAACUUAAGAGUUGGGUCACCACCGAAAUAUGGUUAUAUUCAAACACAGGCAGAUACACAAGCCAAGCGUAUGGGCAGUACAUUCUUGCAAAAAUCACACCAGUUUAUAGAGGAUAUAACUAGCGAUUUACAGAAAACUACAACAAAAACGACUUCCAAUUUAGUAAAUGGUACAAAUGCUGAACCAAAAGUUAUAACACAUGCUUUUAGACCUGGUUUCAAACGUGCUCCCAGUGAAGGGGAUACUAGACCACAAGCCUACCGUGAUGAGUCAAGAGUUUCACAAUACGGUACAAAGUGUGUAGAUCCUAAUACUGGACUUAUAUACUUUAAAUACGAUUUCGGAUAUGAAUUUGGCAUUUUAUUUCCUGGAGAGGGUCGAAAAUUUGUGGGGAACCAAUGGAAUUCAUCCGCCUCGUCACUGCCAACAACAAAUCAAAAUGCUAUUGCUGGCUCUGGCAGAAAAUCACCUUAUCCACUUAAAACACCUGGUGGCAGUGAUUUGAUUAUACCAGUACAACACGAACGUACUAAAGAUGCACGCACACCAAUUACAAAGCCGCAUUACAAUAUGAUGGGUUCUAAUUCUAGUUUGCAUGCUAACUCUGAUACUGAACAUUAUCGCAGUAGCCCAACUGCGGGGUACAGUGGAGUUAACAAAUUUAAGAAACGUUACAGUCUGCCCAAUACUCAAGCGAUUGAUAUCAAUAUUGAUCGUUUACAUAAAAAUGAUGGGUUGUCAAAUUUACCAUUUAUACGUACAGUACCGGAACUGCCAUCAGAUAUACCAGUUAAUGCGCAUCUAAAUCGGGAUGAGCACCCGAAGAAGCCACCACAAUUCAUAACGCCACUGAAGGAUAUUGCAGCUACCACUGGACGUACAGCACGUUUUGAAUGCAUUGUGCAAUGUCACCCACAACCGAAUGUAACUUGGUCGAAAAAUGGUUACGAAUUAGAAGACAGCAAUAAACAUAUACUCGAAUAUAGAAAUGGUGUUUGCCGUCUAACAAUGCCACAAGCCUAUCCAGAUGAUGCUGGUAUUUACUCAUGUACAGCAAUAAACCCAUUGGGAACGGCAACAACGUCUGGACAGUUAUUAGUAUCCGGCACCCAACGUCUCGCUAGAUAUUAAAUAUUAUUAUUAUAUUAUAAGUACGAAUUAUUUUUUGCCAAAUAUUAUAUUAAUAUAACAAUGUUUUUUCGAUAAAAUUAUAGAGAGCAUAAAAGAUAUAUUUUAUUCAUAUUUAUCUCAAAUAUUUCCUUUUCCCUUUAAAUUUUUAUUUUAAUUUCGAUGUACAAGAUGGAUGCUUUUUAUUGAAAAAAUCUGGUGUUACCUAUACUCUCAAAUGAGCCGAAUUCAUUGCAUAAAAAUAGUAUUA
Messenger RNA from Teleopsis dalmanni, 11503 nucleotides. RefSeq names its product muscle M-line assembly protein unc-89 (gene zormin). The record is from RefSeq and is a predicted model, not a curated record. Gene Ontology annotation, molecular function: protein binding. Lineage: Eukaryota; Metazoa; Arthropoda; Insecta; Diptera; Diopsidae.